AUGGCGGCACCACCGCCGUCGCAUCUGCAUACCAUACUAUCUAUCUUCCUCUUCUUCUUCUUCUUCCUUCUCCACCUCUCUCUCCUCCAUGCCACUCCGCCACCUAGCAACCACCCAGACCUAGCUCCAUUACUGUCGUUCAAAUCGUCCUCAGACAUCUCAAACAAGCUCUCCUCCUGGAAAAACUCAUCGGACCCAUGUGACAGGUCCUCAGGUUUCUACGGCGUCUCAUGCCUCCAUAACCGAGUCACCGGACUCGUCCUUGAAGACCUUAAUCUACAUGGACGAUUCGACUCACUCACCUCCCUCGUUAAGCUUCGUGUCCUCUCUCUGAAACGCAACCGUCUUGUCGGUCCCAUUCCCGAUCUCUCCAAUCUCAAUUCUCUGAAACUGCUUUUCCUAUCUUAUAAUCAGAUCUCCGGCGAGUUCCCGCCAUUGUUACCCUCUCUAUUCCGUCUCGAUCUGUCCCAUAACAACCUCUCCGGUAGAAUCCCGGCUACACUCAAUCGUUUGACUCAAUUGUUGACUUUACGUCUAGAGGAAAACCAGUUUUCGGGUUCGAUUCGGUUUCUGAAUUUAUCGAGUUUACAGGACUUCAAUAUUUCAAUGAACAACGUUUCCGGCGAAAUACCUGCAAGUCUUUCGGGGUUCUCCGAUUCCGUUUUCUUAAACAACCCGGUUUUAUGCGGAUUCCCACUUCUCCGAUGCAAGGAACCCGAAAUACCCUCUGAUGUGUCGUCAUCUCCGACCUCCCUGCCUUGGACUGCGGCAGUGCCUGUGUCGUUACUACUGUACUGCUACUUCUGUCAGAAAUCCGGCGAAGAAUCGACAAACGAGACGAAGAACGUUCAGCAAGUGGAGAAGACAGUGUACCCAACUCCGCCGGUGAGUUCGUUUGAGAAGGGUAGAAUGGUGUUUUUUGAUGGAGCGAGGAGGUUUGAACUGGAGGAUUUGUUGAGAGCGUCGGCGGAGAUGUUGGGUAAAGGUGGGUUAGGGACGGCGUACAAGGCGGUGUUGGAUGACGGGCAUGUGGUGGCGGUUAAGCGGCUGAAGGAGGUGGUGACUGGUGGUAAACGUGAAUUUGAACAGCAGAUGGAGGUUUUAGGGAGUUUACGGCAUCCUAACGUCGUUAGUUUGAAAGCUUAUUAUUUUGCAAAAGAUGAAAAAUUGCUUGUCUACGAUUACAUGACUAACGGCAACUUGUUCUGGCUUCUUCACGGUACGUUAUUUCUCCGUUAA
Molecule: messenger RNA, 1239 nt
Organism: Lactuca saligna
Lineage: Eukaryota; Viridiplantae; Streptophyta; Magnoliopsida; Asterales; Asteraceae
Source: the annotation of a GenBank genome assembly